This is a messenger RNA of Apodemus sylvaticus (European woodmouse), 682 nucleotides long. RefSeq names its product allograft inflammatory factor 1 (gene Aif1). Bases 123 to 566 code for a protein of 147 amino acids. Gene Ontology annotation, biological process: actin filament bundle assembly; ruffle assembly. Gene Ontology annotation, cellular component: actin filament; ruffle membrane. Gene Ontology annotation, molecular function: actin filament binding; calcium ion binding. The record is from RefSeq and is a predicted model, not a curated record. Lineage: Eukaryota; Metazoa; Chordata; Mammalia; Rodentia; Muridae. The transcript has 6 exons.
GGAAAGGGGAAGCAGGAGAACAGUCCCACAAGAGACCGGGAGCUGGCGGAGAGAGGAGCCAGCAGACAGACUGCCAGCCUCCUCGGUGUCUCCCACCUAAGGCUACCAGCGUCUGAGGAACUAUGAGCCAAAGCAGAGAUCUGCAGGGAGGAAAAGCUUUUGGACUGCUGAAGGCCCAGCAGGAAGAGAGGCUGGAUGGGAUCAACAAGCACUUCCUUGAUGAUCCCAAAUACAGCACUGAUGAGGAUCUGCCGUCCAAACUGGAAGCCUUCAAGACGAAGUACAUGGAGUUUGAUCUGAAUGGAAAUGGAGAUAUCGAUAUUAUGUCCUUGAAGCGAAUGCUGGAGAAACUUGGGGUUCCCAAGACCCACCUAGAGCUGAAGAAAUUAAUUAGAGAGGUGUCCAGUGGCUCCGAGGAGACGCUCGGCUACUCUGACUUUCUCAGAAUGAUGCUGGGCAAGAGAUCUGCCAUCUUGAGAAUGAUUCUGAUGUAUGAGGAGAAAAACAAAGACCACCAGAGGCCGACUGGUCCCCCAGCCAAGAAAGCUAUUUCGGAGUUGCCCUAAUUGGAGGAGGAUAUAACAUGGUGGGACUGAGGAGCUUCUAAGGACAGCAGCAUGGAAAAAAGAAGCAGUUGUGAGCCAGAGUCAAACUAAAUAAAUAAUGCUCCCUAGUGGGCCAA